AGACGCGGUUGAGAGUUUUAAGACUGAAUACCUCCAAGCCGUAGUUACUCGCUGGUUCCUCCUCGACAGUGAACACUAUCAGCAAUCUCAGCUAUAGUUGGUGUUACAGUUGUCUGCAUUAAGCAGCAGCAGUAGUAGCAGCAGCAGGAACAAGCACUGCAUCACCCCAACCGUUCCUGAUCCACCUCGCCAUCAUGAAAGCUCUCGUUGCAGCCUCUUUCCUCUUUUGUCUCCUGCUGGUUGGCCAGGAAAGUGUCGUUGGACAAAGGGAUAAAUCAGAGAAUCAAGAGGAAAGAGGUAAUGUAAAAGCCAAGAGGAUCACUGGCAAUUUUGACGGUGAAUUCAAAAUUUCUGUCAGAAACCGGAGCGUUGAUGGUGGAACAAGAUUCUCUAAGAAGAACGGCAUUGUUAAACAAGUAAAACACAACAGGAAGAGCCAUGUCAAAAGUGGAAAGAAACGCGAUAGACAACAUGGUUAUAAAAUCAGGAGAGCGUUAAAACGACAUACAGCCAACAACAAACGUAGCCAUGACAAGUACCUGGAUGGGCGAAGUCGUGUCAAGAACUUGCAUGGGCGUAGCCGUGUCAAGAACUUGGAUGGGCGCAGUCGUGACAAGAACUUGCAUGGGCAUAGACGUGUCAAGAACUUGGAUAGGCGUAGCCGUGUCAAGAACUUGGAUAGGGUUAGCCGUGUCAAGAAAUUGGAUAGGCAUAGCCGUGUCAAGAGCCUGGAUGGGCGUAGCCGUGUCAAGAACUUGGAUGGUCAUGGGCGUAUCAGGAAAGGAAAGGAAAGAAAUGAGAAGACUAGCAAAACACAUGGAAUUCUCAAGAAAAAAGGAAUGAGGCGUCGUGAUAGCCAAGUCCAGAAGAAAGAAAAAGUGAACGGAGUCAAGAAGAAGUCGACCACAAGAAAGAAAAGAAUAUCUGCUGUAGGGAGAAGACAGAAGUCGGCUGCAGGAGGAAAACACAAGUCGGUCACAGGAAAAAAACACAUAUCGGCUGGAAGAAGAAAGCAUAAGUCGGCUGUAAGGAGGAAACACAAGUCGACUGCAAGAAAGAAACACAAAUCGGCUGUAGGGAACAAACACAAGUCAAUGAGGGAAAAAAACAAAAGUUAA
Molecule: messenger RNA, 1118 nt
Organism: Cherax quadricarinatus
Lineage: Eukaryota; Metazoa; Arthropoda; Malacostraca; Decapoda; Parastacidae
Source: RefSeq, a predicted model, not a curated record